Messenger RNA from Aphanomyces astaci, 1719 nucleotides. RefSeq lists its product as hypothetical. The transcript is spliced from 8 exons. Lineage: Eukaryota; Oomycota; Saprolegniomycetes; Saprolegniales; Verrucalvaceae. Bases 1 to 1719 code for a protein of 572 amino acids. The record is from RefSeq and is a predicted model, not a curated record.
AUGCAAGCCCGAUGUGACCGCAGUCUACGCCUGGUUCCACCGAUCCUCGGACGCAAACAGAUGAUCUACCUCGCGAAAUCAGCCACCGCCCACGGCGUGGUGAACCUGGACCCUGGCCUCCCUCCAUGGCGUCCCAUCACUGUCCAGAGUGCCUUCAGCAGCCGCCUCUUCACCGUUAUACGGGAUUACAUCUCCCCCUGCAUACCCAACGAAGAGAUGCAACAUGGCUUCCAGCGUGACCGCACUGUGCAGGAUGCAGUUGUGCUCACCUCCCUACUCCUCGAACGCGCCGAACGCCGGCAGGAAGAGCUAUUUCUCAUCUCCAAGGACUGCUUAAAAUGUUUCGAUCGCAUCCCUGGCUGGGUGAUGGAGUACAUCUACCCUUUCGGAUGGCUCGACGGCGGCAUACGUGAAUUCGGACUCGGCCAGGGUUCCAUCCUAGCAGUCAUGCAUAUUGGCUACUAUAUGGAUGUUCUCAUACGCCAACAACAGGGCGGCACCGACUCUGUAUACAUCACGCACAGUCAACACCCUCACGGCACCCAAACACGCACCAUCUCCAGUCUACUCUUCGUCGACGACGCUCUCGAUGUCUCCACCACAUAUGCUGGCAUCCAAGACCGUGCCACCGUAUCCAACCAAUUCACAGGACAAACCGCAUCGGGCGGAGUUUUCGGUGCGGACAAAUCCUUCCUCAUCUACCUCUCCCCCCAGGCCCACCCCGCUAUAGCCCUCAAUGAUGGGCUUGGAAAACCCCAACCCAUACAGGCCGAUGCUAUUGCCCCACGAGGCCUUGGAAAAAAGGAACUCCAGUACAUCAUAAACGCUGUUUGGAUUCCCAGCGCCCUCUACCGCACAGCGAUCAGUGAUGCCAUUAGUAUCGGCCCUGCCCUCGACACACUGUUCCGCAAGACGGCACGCCGCGUUCUCCGUUUACCACAUGACCACCCCAAUGCGUGGUUCUACGAUCCUAAGGACGGACUAGGCCUCGUCCACUGCGAACGCUUCAGCCACAGCCAGCGGCUCUACCAAUUCCUUCGGAUUGCCAACGACAGAGGCUCGCCUGCUCACGACAUCCUCAUGGAAUCCCUGGAAGCAUACCAACUAGCGAGCAGCCUCACGGACCACCCACUGGCCUUUCGCAUCCCACCACCCACCUCGGACACUACCUUCCUUGGUACACUGCACCAACCCCGCGCCAGCCGCCCUCAUCGUCCCAACGAUCGGCCCAUCUGGGCUCACCUCACCCCCGCUCUAGGCACCACCCUCAUUUCGCUUAACCGCUCCCACAACAUCAAAGUCCGAUGGUUUGGCUGGUCCCGCGCAACACUCCAACGCUUUGCCCCCAUCUGGGAUGCCAUCCCCAUUGCUACGCCGACUGACCCAACCAUAACACUCCCGCAACUGACCCUCCCAUGGGCCCAACCCCUCGGCCGCACAUUCUUCACUCCCUCACGUGGGUUCGACGCCAUCCACAUCCCGCUCCAUGCCAUGCUCGUCGUCCCGCACCACCUUAACCACCAGGACGGCCGACCUGCCACACUCAGCUACCGCAUAGGAAGGCGCACCAGCCUCCAAACCGCCACGCUCCUACCGGCCCCGAAAUUGCCGUCACCUUCUGGCAUGAAAUCCGUAGGGGUUCCGACAUCUGCUGGGGACCUCAUCCGCACCAGCCGCGCCCAACGCCACAAGUUCAUCCCCUGGAACGACACGACAUGA